GUUCUUGACUGCUUCUUUGUCGCAGGUAGUUUUGGAUUGCUGUGAAGGCGGCUGUCAGAGGGAAGCCAUGGACAAUCUGCUCAGGAAGGUGGACGAAGAGAAAAGCCUGAAAGCGGAAAGUUUGGUCAAACUUCUAGGGGCUGUGAAAGCUUCAUUCCCUGGUCUCCACCGUCUGCUAGACAACUUGGUGGCAACAGCAAAUGUCUCUGAUGGCAAAGCCUACUAUUGCCUCCUUCACCAUACUGGAGAGCUUUCUCUUCUUAUCUGGCACUCCAAAUGGAGCCCAGAGGAUUACGGAGCCAAACUGCUGAGGCGAUACCGAGAAAACUUAGUGGAGCUCCUCACAGACACCCAGACGCUGCUGCAGGGCAUCUCUGUUGCGCAGAGCCUGGCUCCUGCUGAGAGAGAGGCGAUGGAGCAGGUUGUGAAGCGUGAGGCUGGCGGUUUUGCCUCCCUUGUGUCGGCAGUGCUGGAGGAGAAGUCUUUGUCGGCCUCUGCUGUUUGGCAACUGCUGCUGGCUGUGCGGGAACCUGCACCGCUGAACCUGCUCAUGGAGGAGAUCCGGAAACAGCCCGGUGCAGAGUUUUUCUUCCAAGCAGUGGCCACCAGCGAGAGCACAGCCAUUGAGAUCAUCUUGCGGCACAGCAAGCUGAUCUCGGAGGCCAUCCAGCAGAGAGCCGACCUGGAGGGCUUGGCUCCGGGGGAGGCAGGACUCACAGAAGCAGUAAAAGAGCUACUGAGUAUUUCUGCUCAGAAGGAUAGUUCAGAGGCCUCCCUGAAAGCGGCGCUGAGCACAGCCCAGGAGAAGUCUGUCCCAGCCAUCAAGAUCUGUCAGCUGCUGUGCAAUGUCCAUGAGACCUUCCCAGACCUGCAGCCAGUGAUGCAGGAGCUGGGGCAUGUGGGUCUCUUGACUGAGGGAAGCGGGGAGAAACCUGGGAUCAGGAAGUGGAAGGUGAACAGUGAAUCCCAAGUUGAAGCUCUGGACAAAGAUGAGGACAAGGCGGGAGGUGCUGGUGCUGAGGAAUCAAAGGAACCCCAAGAAAAAGCUUCUUCUAAGAAGAGUUUUGUCUGCAAAGCCUGUGAUAAGACCUUCCACUUCUACUGCCGCCUGAAGGUGCACAUGAAACGUUGUCGGGUGGCCAGAGGAAAGCAGAUCCAGUGUAAGGAGUGCAGUGAGGUCAAAUCGACCAAGAAGGAGCUGGAGAAGCAUCAGCUGGAGGUCCACGGGGUGGUGGGGACAGCCAAGAAGAAGAAGAAGCGGCUCCCUGUGGCUUGUGACAUCUGUGGCAGAGAGUUUGCUCAUGCCUCAGGGAUGCAGUACCACAAGCUUACGGAGCACUUCGAUGAGAAGCCCUUCUCCUGCGAGGAGUGUGGGGCCAAGUUCGCGGCCAACUCCACACUGAAGAACCACAUGCGGCUGCACACAGGGGACCGGCCCUUCAUGUGCAAGCAUUGCCUGAUGACCUUCAUGCAGGCGUCGGCCCUUGCCUACCACACCAAGAAGAAGCAUGCUGAGGGGAAAAUGUACGCCUGCCAGUACUGCGAUGCCGUGUUCGCCCAGUCCAUUGAGCUGUCGCGCCAUGUCCGGACUCACACGGGGGACAAGCCGUACGUCUGCCGGGAGUGUGGGAAAGGCUUUCGCCAGGCCAACGGGCUCUCCAUCCACCUCCGGACCUUCCACAACAUCGAAGAUCCCUAUGACUGCAAGAAAUGCCGGAUGAGCUUUGCCACCCUGCAGGAGCACCGCAAGCAUGUCCACGAAGCCCAUUCCCGGGAGUACCACCCCUGCCCGACCUGCUCAAAAGUCUUCAGUGCCCCGUCGCUCCUGGAGCGCCAUAUGGUGACCCAUGUCGGAGGAAAGCCCUUUAGCUGUGAGAUCUGUGACAAAGCUUACCAGCAGUUGUCAGGGUUAUGGUAUCACAACCGGACCCACCACCCUGAUGUCUUUGCAGCUCAGAAUCACCGCUCCUCCAAGUUCUCCUCCCUGCAGUGCAGCUCCUGUGACAAAACCUUCUCCAGCACUGCUGCUCACCGAAAGCACGUCAAGGCAGAGCACACAGAUGUGAAGUUCCAGGAGUGCGAGACAUGCAAGGAGCUCUUCCCCACGCUGGCUCUCCUGCAGGUCCACGUGAAGUGCAGGCACUCAGGGGCCCUGCAGAGCCAUGUUGCCACCGAGCACUUCAAGCAGACAGAGAGCACCUUCACCUGUGAGCUCUGUGGGGAGCUCUUCCCCUCCCAGGGCGAGCUGGAGGGGCACUAUGGCACUGAACAUCCCAAGGUGGUCUUCUCCCAAGCCACCACGGCCCAGAUUGUGCAGGUGAUUCAGACAUCGGACCAAGGAGCAGCAGAGCACAUCAUCUCUUUUGAUGAGGCCCAACUCGCUGGCUCCCAAGUCUUUGUGACGUUACCCGAAUCCCAAAUGAGCCAAGCUGGCUCUGAGCUGGUGGCAGUGACCAUGGAGGACUUGUUUGAUGACAAAGUCACUCUGGUUUGUGAAGAAACCAAGUGAGCGUGGCACCUGGUAUCCACUAGACUCAUUCAGGAGCUCUACCUGCA
This is a messenger RNA of Balearica regulorum gibbericeps (East African grey crowned-crane), 2556 nucleotides long. NCBI's taxonomy places the organism in Eukaryota, Metazoa, Chordata, Aves, Gruiformes, Gruidae. The record is from RefSeq and is a predicted model, not a curated record.